UUGGAAAGAAGUAAACUGUUAAUACAAGAAUCAAGAUCCUUGUUUAGUGCCCAAACUGACUCCUUCACUCAAAGGGGUUCACAGCUACAGUCUACAGAGGCGAUGGUGGUCACAACAAAGCUACUCAGUCUGCAGUUCCUCCAUCGGCCGCUCAAGGCUCGAAAUACCUUACUUCUCUUGCCCAAACUGACUCCUUCACUGUCUUUUUCUGUCCUGAAUCCCUCUGUCGCCGGCCUCAGAAAUUUCUCCUGCACUCGUCCAUUAUGUUCUAGCCUGAACCAUCCCCCUGAGGUCACACACAUACAUAUCUCUCUUUCGCUCCCUACAUAUUCAUUCUAUAUACCGUGUUUAGAAACUUGUCUUUUGCUACAUAUUCCAUUCUUCAUCGCACUUCGUUUUCCGAUUUUGCAGAACUACAGAUAUGGGUCAGAUCCAGUAUUCCGAGAAAUAUUUUGAUGAUACUAAUGAGUAUCGUCAUGUGGUUCUUCCUCCAGAAGUGGCUAAGCUGCUUCCCAAGAAUCGUCUUCUAUCUGAGAUUUCAAGUUAUUAACAGAGAAUGGGAUUUGGCUUAAAUAGCUAUAUUGGCUCUCGAUGGUGCCUCUAGUUGUCAUUAUAGCAGUUGGGACAAAGUUACAAGCUAUAAUAACUCAAAUGGCAGUUGAAAUCCAAGAAAGGCAUGCUGUUGUACAAGGCAUACCUCUAGUUCAAGUCUCAGACAAACACUUUUGGUUUUCCUGGCCUAAAUUAGUACUCCAUUUAAUUCAUCUAACUCUCUUUCAGUUUGAGUUUGGGUUGAGGUCCUGCUUUCAUAAGAACUUUAAACUUCAAAUAUUGAGAGUUAUUGUCGGGAUAGGGACACAGUUUCUGUGCAGUUACAUAACUCUUCCACUAUACGCACUUGUGACACAGCCAUCAUUUCUCCAGAGAUGCCUACGGUACAAAGUACAGGCAAAGCACAAAAGGAGGUUGAGAAGUGGUAAUGUAGUAUUCAACUACAGGUACUUUAACAAUAAAUUGCAGAGAACUGAAGUUACAGAAGACUUCUCUUGCCCGUUCUGUUUGGCCAAAUGUGCUAGUUUUAAGAAAAUUGUUUAGGGACUACAAGGUGUACAUGCAAAAUAUGAAAAUAUGAUUGUGAAGAUAGCUGAAUCUUUGCUGCUCUCAAGGAAUAUCUUAAUUACACUUAUUUCACUGCAAUCUUGGAGAACACUCGUACAACGAUUUUGAAGAUUUGGCUGACAUUCUGCUUUAUAUGUAGCAAGCUCUCGCUCAGUGUGGGUGUGGAUUUGGAUGGAAAGAAAAUGGAGCCCGAGAGCAAUGUUUCCCUUCUUGCUCUCUUCAAAAAGAAAAAGGAGAAGCCAAGGUCUUAGCAGGGAAAGUAGCCGAACCCCCACUCCAGCAGCAACUAAACCUGCUCUCAAUGUUUCCCAGAGGUUUCAACUCUACAUCAAUAUACCCACAAACAAAACAAAAGAGAUUCCCACAAUUUUCCGCAAAGAUAUAAAUUUCUUGUAGAGGUCCAUUUCAGGACAAGCAAAUGCCAACUAUCAAAUGCCAACUAUCGAUAUUUAGAAGCUCAAUUGGCUCAGUUAUUUAGAUUACAAAUAAGAAGACGUUUACUUAAUUGAAGAAAGUUUAUUCUAUGCUAAUGAGAACAUACAGAUGUGCGGCUCGAAGUUCUUCAUCGUUCAAAUGUCUAGGCGUCAAACUACUACUUGGGCGUGUUCAAGGUAAUUGAAUAUAGAAUGUGGAGGAAUAGAUAUAUUAAUUGCACCUUCUAUAUUUCUUUGUGGUCUUUUCCUUUUUGAUUGCACAUGUGGUUCAAAAAAAUGUGAUGCAAAUGUGGACAUUUCUUCAACAAUAUAAGAGUUGCAUAUAGAUACUUCCACUUUUACUUUA
Messenger RNA from Impatiens glandulifera, 1899 nucleotides. RefSeq names its product MLO-like protein 5. Gene Ontology annotation, cellular component: membrane. The transcript is spliced from 16 exons. The record is from RefSeq and is a predicted model, not a curated record. Gene Ontology annotation, biological process: defense response. Bases 592 to 1095 code for a protein of 167 amino acids. NCBI's taxonomy places the organism in Eukaryota, Viridiplantae, Streptophyta, Magnoliopsida, Ericales, Balsaminaceae.